AUGUGGAUUACAGACGCCUGCAAGGCUGUCGUGUUAUCCUUCGUGGCGGUAUUCCACUACCCGUCCGUCUCAGACCAGGGGCCUCAUCAAGAUGUCAUGACCUUCACUCACGGACACUCCACGCCAGAAAUUGACUACCCGUAUUUCGACUCACCAAGUGGUCCUGAUCAGGACGGCAAGGUCUUCACAUGCAAUUACACCGACCUCAAAGGCUGGAAGCCAUGCACAACUAAAGAUGAUCGCUCAUGCUGGUUGAAGGGUCCAUACGGGCAGAACUUCACUACUGAGACAGAUUAUGAGAACUUCUGGCCUAUUGGAAUAACAAGAGAAUACCAUCUCAAUGUCACUGAUCAAGCCAUCAAUGGCGAUGGUGUUGAUAAUCCAUUCGGCAAGGUCUUCAACGGCAAGUACCCCGGCCCUUGGAUCCAAGCCUGCUGGGGCGACCUCAUCAAAGUCACCGUGCAUAACCAUCUCAAAUACAACGGUACAACUAUCCACUGGCACGGUCUUCGACAGCUUGAGACCUUUGAGAUGGACGGUGUCAACGGCGUUACUCAAUGUCCCAUUGCGCCUAAGGACAGCUAUACUUACACUUUCCGUGCUGUUCAAUAUGGUACAUCGUGGUAUCAUAGCCAUUAUUCUCUGCAGUAUGCUGAUGGCUUGGCUGGCCCAAUCACUAUUUAUGGGCCUUCUUCUGCGCCGUUCGAUGAGGGACGAAAUCCAAUUCUCAUCACAGAUUGGAGUCAUCGUAGCGCGUUCCAAUCGUGGCAGAGAGAGCUUGUGCCGAAUCCGACAAGACCUAUGAUGAAUGGUGUUUUGAUCAAUGGCGUGGGGAACUUUGCUGGCAGUUUCCCUCGCGAGCGCUUCAACAUGACAGUUGACAAGGGCAAGAAAUAUGUUCUUCGUGUGAUCAACACGUCUGUUGACACUACAUGGAUCUUCAGCAUCGACAAUCACAACUUCACUGUUAUGUCGACCGACUUUGUGCCAAUCCACCCCUACUCAGUCUCUCACCUUGUCCUCGGAAUCGGUCAGAGAUACCAUGUUGUGCUAGAUGCCAACCCCGUCAACACUACGAAAAUGCCUGCAAACCCAGACGGAAACUACUGGGUCCGAACCGUGGGAGCAACUGGCUGCAAGGGCUUUGAGCCAGGUAAUGAACCUGAUGAGCGUCAAGGCAUUCUACGGUACAAUGCUUCGAGCAAACUUGUUCCCACAACAUUCCGCGUGAACUACUCGCUGGAAUGUCGAGAUGAGGCUUAUGAUAAACUCACCCCGAUUUGGAAGUGGAAUGUCGAUCCCGUCAAGAUCAACUACACCGAGAGCCAGUUCGAUAUUGGUCAGUCCAAGUUCGCUCAUAGACCUGAGUUGAUGGACAACUUCACCUGGUGGGCCUUUGGCGAGAACCCUCUCUGGUUGAACUUUUCCAACCCUACCAUUCUGAACCUCAAGAACACGACGUGGAAUCCUGACUAUGCUGUUGAUCUCGUUGUACCUGACUCUAAGAAGGAUAAAUGGGUCUACAUCGCUAUCACGGCCCCUCCGGCUGCCAUAGUUAACAAACCCAACAGAGGAUUUCUUCCUGUCGCUCAUCCUCUUCAUCUUCACGGCCACGACUUCGCCCUUCUAGCGCAAGGUACCAACUUCUCAGACCUAGAUACAGGAAAGGUGAAGCUCAAAUUCGACAACCCUCCUCGUCGCGACGUGGCACUUCUUCCAGCUGGAGGAUACCUCAUCAUCGCUUUCAGGGCCGACAACCCGGGUUCUUGGCUGUUCCACUGCCACAUUGCUUGGCAUGCUUCCAGUGGUCUGGCGAUUCAGAUCCUGGAGCAACAGAAGUUGCUGAAUAGGAUCUUGGAUCAGUAUCCCGAAAAGAUGAAGGAGGUGAAUAGGGUCUGCGAUAACUGGAAUAAGUGGCUUAAGAAUGAUACGAACCUUUGGAAUCCCCAUCUCUUCCAGGAUGAUUCGGGUAUCUAA
Fusarium subglutinans is the source of this 1977-nucleotide messenger RNA. RefSeq names its product laccase 2. Lineage: Eukaryota; Fungi; Ascomycota; Sordariomycetes; Hypocreales; Nectriaceae. Bases 1 to 1977 code for a protein of 658 amino acids. The transcript is spliced from 6 exons. The record is from RefSeq and is a predicted model, not a curated record. Gene Ontology annotation, molecular function: oxidoreductase activity; copper ion binding.